AUGGUGAACGACGGUAACAAGCGAGGAUUCAACCAAAUGGCCAAUCGGCAACGCUUCAAACCGGGAAGCGGGAAGCCCCAGCAGCUUCCGAUGAACGUUCGCAACAUGGGCGCGAUGCUGUUCGAUGCGAACCAGCUCGGCGACAAUCCCGGGUUCUUGGAUUUCAACGAUGACUCGAUGAGCUUCGGGAUGAACGGUGCCGGAAACAGCAACAAUGGUGAUUCCACAGAUCUCACAGGGGAUAUGAAUGGAAUGGAUAACAAUCAGAAUGGUCACAAUGGAAUCGGUAAUCGACGGAUGAAUCCUUCCCUCAAGCGUCCUCUGAAAAACACUGGUAACACUGGGAUGCGUCCGCGUAUGAACAACGGAGCGAACCGGGGGGGCAAUUGGGUGGGUCCGAUGGGGCCACCGAAUGUGUUUUCAGGUCCUCCACGUCGUGGUCCAAUGCAUGCUCCGCCGGCAUCACAACCAUCGUUCCGUGGUUCCGGUCACAGCAUGGGCAUGCGGAUGCGUGGCCCACAGAACACCCGAUUUGGAUGCGGCCCACCGGGACCGAUGUCCUUGCUGUCGAUGAACCCAGCCAUACCACCUCCGAUCCCACCGAUGGGUGGUCAGCCGAUGGUGCCGCCCCUCGGCAUGGGCCGAAUGAUGCACCCGCCGCACCGCCAUGAUGGGCCCAUGCGGCGGUACGGAAACGGCGGCCACUUUCAAGCCCGAGGGAUGGGACCACGGAUGAACAGUUUCGCCCGUGACGGAGCCGCUCGACCCAACGGAACGAUGCCGAUGGGUGCGAAUGGCAAUCGGGCGCACCCCAAACAGAGCAACAGGGAGGAAUAUCCGCUCGAUAAAGCGUGGGUUACGGACGAGAUCAGGAGCGAACAUCAGAAGAAGACGGAUCUCGCCAACCGGCUCAAGGGACACCGAGAUGAUGCCCUGUUCGCUCAGUUCAAGGUGCAACGGGAUAAGUUUGUAAAAAUGUACGAAACCGCCCGCCUCGAGUUCAUAGGAAAACACCCGGAACAGGAUGUUGAUAAAAUCUUGACCGAGACGGUAUGCAAAAAGGCUCGUAUUGAAAAUGACACAAACACAAGCGCUAAAACAGAAGCUCCUGUUUCUGAUGGGUGCGUAGCAUCGGCUACGGCCACUUCUUCCCACUAUUCUACCGAUUCACCGGAAAGUGCCACGCCGAGUGCCACUUGCACCAAUAUCGCUUCUUCUGCUGCCAAUGCUACCACCAGCACUAUCGAUACCAAUGAAUGCACUGAAAUCACUUCUACUUCUGCUAUCGCCGCAACUGCAACCGAUAAACUGACCGAAUCAGCCGCCGUGGAAGCGUCCGGUCCUGAGGGCACGAUAGCGUAAAGAAACUAUGGCGCAAACAAUUAAACAAAACUUCUUGAGAUCUUGAGCAAAACAGAGAGCAAGAGAUGAGAGAGAGAAACUGGGAGAACAUUGAAGAACAUUGCACCAUCGCUGCAACCAUUCGAGAAAUCACUACAAAACAGCAGAGCAGAGUUUUUGGAUUUUGUUCGUCCGUCGGAACGGAAGCCGGCGUAUUCCGCCAAGUAUACCUACUCACCCGGUUCACGUAAUUGUUACACACCAUAAUAAAAUAGACCGUACAUAUUGAACACGAAACAGUACCGUAAUCUUAUUUGCAAACGAUACAUAAACCUCCUAGAGCCCACCAAAUGUUAAACUUGUUCAGAAGAUGAAAGUAGUUCCGAUUCUAUCGAUGAUGCCGAGCCUCUUAUGGUUCGAUAUGGGUCACAGAUAUCAUACAAAUUUUAUUACACACUGGCACUGUCCGCAGCAGAAUUGUACAAAACGCCCCUCCGGAAGACGCAAGAUUUUAACCAGCCACUGAUAGAGAAUAGCGCCAGUAGCACUUGUUGAUCCCUGAUGAUACGAUUGAGUGGAGCGAAUUCCAAAAUGAAAUGAAGAGGUACCGAAGA
This is a messenger RNA of Anopheles cruzii, 1955 nucleotides long. It is a transcript of the gene fs(1)K10, whose product is annotated as DNA-binding protein K10. The record is from RefSeq and is a predicted model, not a curated record. The transcript has 2 exons. Bases 1 to 1362 code for a protein of 453 amino acids. NCBI's taxonomy places the organism in Eukaryota, Metazoa, Arthropoda, Insecta, Diptera, Culicidae.